Nannospalax galili (Upper Galilee mountains blind mole rat) is the source of this 2365-nucleotide messenger RNA. RefSeq names its product zinc finger protein 470 (gene Znf470). The record is from RefSeq and is a predicted model, not a curated record. Gene Ontology annotation, biological process: regulation of DNA-templated transcription. NCBI's taxonomy places the organism in Eukaryota, Metazoa, Chordata, Mammalia, Rodentia, Spalacidae.
AUGGGAAUGAGUGAAACACCUGAAGUGGUUGGGGAGUCGUGUCAGCCACCUGUCCUCACGUGUGGCAAAGCCCCAGGAUCCCCAGAAGAUGUCCCGGCAGAGGCCAUUAAGACGCCUUAUAGACGUGAGAGCAACAGUCCUCUAAAGAGUCAGGAAGAAGUAGAAGUGACAGGAAUUGAGCUUGUUCAAAGCAUGUCCCCGGGCUUAGUGUCAUUCACAGACACAGCCAUAAGCUUCUCUCAAGAUGAGUGGAUGAGUCUUGCUGAGAGAAGUCUGUACAGGAAGGUGAUGCUGGACAACUACGAGAACCUGGCUGCUGUGCGUCUUUGCGUUUCUAAACCAGAUGUGAUCUCCUUUUUGGAACAAGCAAAGGAACCCUGGGUGACGAAAGGAGGCCUGUGCCUGGACCUGGAGUCUGUGUGGGUGACGAGAGAAUUGUAUCCAAAACAGGACAUUUAUCAAGAAAAACUAUCCCAGGCAGUAAUUUUGGAAAGACUUACAAAGCGUGACCUUGAAUGGUCUACCUUAGGAGGAAGUUGGAGAUGUGGAAAUUUGUUUGAGAGUGAGUGAGUCAGUCAGAAAGCAACAUUUAGGCAAGACACAGUAACUUAUAUAGACACCAUUAUUGUGAAGAGAGACCAUUCUACCAAAUCUGGGACAAGUUUUCAUCUUAAUGCAUCAUCUUAUGUAAAACAGAUUUCUCCUAUGGAAGAGAGGAUACACUGUUUUGAAACACAUAAGGAAAUGCAUUCAGGUGUCAACAACCACAGACAAGAUUCUGGAGAAAAAAAGGUUCUAAGAUGUAACGACUGCGAGAAAACAUUUAACAAAGUCUCAACCCUUACUCUUCACCAGAGAAUUCAUACUGGAGAAAAACCCUGUGAAUGUAUUGAGUGUGGGAAGGCCUUCAGCCUGAGUGCCCACCUUGCUCAACAUCAGCAAACACACACGGGAGAUAAGCCCUUUGAAUGUGCCGAAUGUGGGAAGGCCUUCAACCAGAAUGCUCAUCUUGUUCAGCAUCAAAGAGUUCACCCUGGUGAGGAACCCUAUCAGUGUAAGCAGUGUAAUAAAGCCUUCAGCCAGCUUGCACAUCUUUCUCAACACCAGAGGGUGCAUACUGGAGAGAAGCCCUAUGAAUGUAUUGAAUGUGGAAAGGCUUUUAAUGACUGUUCAUCCCUAGCUCAUCAUGGUAGAAUUCACACUGGGAGAAGACCCUAUGAGUGUCUUGACUGUGGGAAAGCUUCCAGGCAGAAUGCCUCUCUCAUACGCCAUCGGAGAUAUUACCAUACUGGAGAGAAACUUUGUAUUGAUUGUGGGAAGGCUUUCACCGAUCACAUAGGACUUAUUCAGCACAAAAAGAUUCAUACUGGAGAGAGACUUUACAAAUGUACUGUGUGUGGGAAGGCUUUUAGCCAUGGCUUAUCCUUGACUGUACACCAGAGAAUUCAUAUGGGAGAGAAACCUUAUGAAUAUAGUGUCUGUGAGAAAGCAUUUAGCCACCAUGGCUUGCUCACUCUUCGUCAAAGAGUUCAUACUAGAGAGAAACCCUUUGAAUGCGAGGAAUGUGGGAGAGCUUUUCGGCAGACCACACACCUUGCUCAUCAUCAGAGAACUCAUAUGGGAGAGAAACCUUAUAUAUGUGAGGAGUGAGCACAUCUUGUGCAGCAUCAGAAAAUACACACUGGAGAGAAGCCUUAUGAAUGCCAGGAAUGUGGUCAGGCCUUUAGUCAGAUUACACACCAUGUCCAACACCAGAGAGGUCAGGCUGGUGCAAAGCCUUAUGAAUGUAAUGUUUGUGAGAAAGCCUUUAGCCAUUGCAAGUCCCUUACUCUACAUCAGAGAAUUCAUGCAGGAGAAAAGCCUUACUAGUGUAGGGAGUGUAGUAAAGCCUCCAGCCAAAUUGCCCAUCUUAUGCUACACAGGAGAAUUCAUGCUGGGGAAAGGCACUGUAUGGAGACUGGAAAAGCCUUCAGGCAGAGUGCACAUCUCGCUCAUAGUCAGCAGACUCAUUCUGGAGAGUCACCCUCACAUACUCCGUUGUCUCUCCAAUACCACCAAACCCUGUAGUUGCAGUUCUCUAAAUGCCUUCUUUUUCAAGUCCAUAUGUACUGCUCAGAAGCAUUUCAAAUCAUAAAAGACUAUCUUGAAUCCAUUUAUGAAUUAUUCCAUUCCAGAAAAACAAAGUAAUUCUAUAGCAAUAUAUGCCCCUAAGCUAAAUAUCAUUUACAUUGUAGUGCAAGACACAACCAUCUCAUUUAGAUUUCUUCAGUAGCAUGAGAGUAUUGCUCUUCUUGCCCCUCUUAAGUGCAUUUUAACACUACAAUCAGUUUGAUCUUAUAAAUAAAAAAGUUCAUGUUUCCUUUAA